AAACAAAAAGGGCAAAAAAGACCUGAAGCUUUGGGGGGGACACCUGCAUUAGGUCCCACUAGUUCACCCGUGACACCGUAAAAGGAAAACACGAAGUCGCCACGUUAUCAAAAAUAGCAAGCCACGUCAAUACAGUCUCACUGUCACAACCACUUAUACUUACUAUUUUUCACAAUUUAAGAUGCUAUUUUUUUUUUGUUUAUAUAAACCCACCAGCUUGCUCCUUAAUUUCUUUACGAACAACAAACAUAUAAAGCGAUAAAAAAACGAGAGAGAGAAAGAGAGAGAGAGAAAAAAAUAUAUAGAUAUGGAGGACGACAAUAAUAACACCAACACCAACACCAACACCAACAACGUGAUCGCACCUUUCAUAGUGAAAACUUAUCAGAUGGUCAACGAUCCUUCGACCGAUUGGCUCAUCACUUGGGGACCUGCUCAUAACAGCUUCAUAGUCGUUGAUCCUCUCGACUUCUCUCAACGGAUCUUGCCUGCUUAUUUCAAACACAACAAUUUUAGCAGCUUCGUUCGCCAACUCAAUACCUAUGGGUUUAGGAAAGUGGAUCCGGACAGGUGGGAGUUUGCGAACGAACAUUUCUUGAGAGGGCAGAAGCACUUACUAAGGAACAUAGCACGUAGGAAACACGCGCGUGGGAUGUACGGUCAAGAUUUGGAGGACGGCGAGAUCGUGAGGGAGAUCGAACGGUUGAAAGAGGAGCAAAGAGAGCUAGAAGCUGAGAUUCAGAAGAUGAACCAAAGGAUCGAAGCGNAUAUAUUCUCUCUUUUUUCACUUUCUAAGAUAUUUUAG
Molecule: messenger RNA, 805 nt
Organism: Camelina sativa (false flax)
Lineage: Eukaryota; Viridiplantae; Streptophyta; Magnoliopsida; Brassicales; Brassicaceae
Source: RefSeq, a predicted model, not a curated record